This is a messenger RNA of Hippocampus comes (tiger tail seahorse), 1992 nucleotides long. It is a transcript of the gene pdxkb, whose product is annotated as pyridoxal (pyridoxine, vitamin B6) kinase b. Gene Ontology annotation, biological process: pyridoxal 5'-phosphate salvage. The transcript has 11 exons. The record is from RefSeq and is a predicted model, not a curated record. Gene Ontology annotation, molecular function: pyridoxal kinase activity. Gene Ontology annotation, cellular component: cytosol. Lineage: Eukaryota; Metazoa; Chordata; Actinopteri; Syngnathiformes; Syngnathidae. Bases 333 to 1256 code for a protein of 307 amino acids.
ACAGCAUUGGCAAUCGCACUACGUCAUUUUUUGAGAGCUUUUAAGUGGCUUCGCGUGAACGGGAGAUUUCCCGCACGGACUCUUAUCAACGGUUGAAUCAGUCCUACGUCUCCGCGAGAACUGGGGUUCGUUCGUAUACGCCCACGCGCACGCUCGCGCCGUCAUACGUGCGCGUGACACACCUUCGGUUAGCCGUUAGGCUAACAUUAAGCUAAAUUUCCGGUGGGCGCGCGCCGGGCUCGGGCUGUGACUUCGGUGUUAUGCGGUGAGGCGAGCGAACGAGCGAGAGUCCGCCCGCGACUGUCCCCCUCGGCCGACCAUCGGGAGCCGCCAUGGAGUGCCGCGUCCUGUCCAUCCAGAGCCACGUCGUCCGAGGAUAUGUGGGCAACAAGAGCGCCUCUUUCCCGCUGCAGGUUUUGGGCUUUGAGGUGGACUCCAUCAACUCGGUGCAGUUCUCCAACCACACAGGCUAUUCGCACUGGAAGGGCCAAGUUUUGACGGCGGACGAACUGCACGUUCUCUACGAAGGCAUCAAGCUCAACAACGUGCACCAGUACGAUUACGUUCUCACAGGCUACACCAGGGACACGUCCUUCCUGGAGAUGGUGGUGGAUAUCGUUCAGGAGCUCAAGAGAGCCAAUCCAAAUUUGGUGUACGUGUGCGACCCGGUGCUGGGUGACCACGGCUCCAUGUACGUCCCUCAGAACCUCUAUCCGGUGUACAAGAACAAGGUGGUUCCCGUCGCUGACAUCAUCACUCCCAACCAGUUUGAGGCAGAACUGUUAACGGGGAAGAACAUCAGCACAGAGAAAGAUGCCGUGCAGGUGAUGGACCUGCUGCACGCCAUGGGCCCGGACACGGUGGUCAUCACCUCCUCCGACCUGCCCUCCAGACUGGGCGAUCGCUUCCUGGUGUCGCUGGGCAGCCAGCGUCACGUUCGCCCCGACGGCAGCAGGACAACGCAGAGGGUCAGAAUCGAAGUUCCCAAAGUGGACGCCGUCUUUGUUGGGACGGGCGACUUGUUUGCCGCUAUGCUGCUGGCGUGGACCCACCACUACCCGAAUGACCUCAAGACGGCUUGUGAGAAAACAUUUUCGGUGAUGCAUCACGUCAUCCAGAGGACCAUAUCGUACGCUCACGAACUGGCAGGUCCCGGUCGGAGGCCCAGCCCCCCCCAGCUGGAGCUGCGGAUGGUCCAGAGCAAAGCCGACAUCGAAGACCCCGCCAUCGUGACGGAGGCCACCGUCAUAUCAUAACGACCGCCAGCGUCCCCGUCACUGUCAAGGUCAUUUUGUAACGCAUCAACCCGAUUGGUCCUCGGACCCUUUGUAGUCCUUCUAGCUCCCCCCGACGCAAGCCAUUAGCCUCCGCGCUGAGCCGCAGAUCGACAGGAGGGGCGGCCCGUCAAAAACAGGACGUGUGACGCACCCCCGCGUGCUCCGAAAUUGUGUUCUCUGCGGCUCCACUUCCACUUCCGUGCAUCUUUUAGCAGUGAUGUGAUGGUGAUCAAUCAGCCCGCCCCACAGAAAAUACUACAGAGGGGGGGGGGAAAAAAAAAACGCACAAUGUAUAGUUGAUGUGUAGAUGUUGUACUAUAACUGUAUUGGACCGUCUGUAUGAUCGUGUCUAGUUGACCAUUGUGUGCUACUCAGCUACACGCACACACACGCUAUGUGAAUGAACUUCUCAAAGACAUCGGUACUUGUAUUCAAAUAUUUGAAUAGUACCUCCAUUUUAAGAGGGGUGGGGGGGACACGCAUAUCCAUUUGUCACAUCUGGGCUGAUUUUUCGAACCUAAGGGACCACACAAGCGUGUCCUUACUGCUCUCCUUGUGUGCCGUCUCCUCGAGAUUAGCAGCACAUCAACUGCAUCACGGGCUUAUCGUGAUAAGCCGAGCGGUCAUCGUGAGUCUCUUCCCCCGAACCAGAUGUGUGUGCUCGUGCCUACGUUGAACAUUUAUGGUUGUUUUCCAGGCCAAUCGGGUAAGGGGG